GAGCUCAUCUCUCCUCCGAGAGGGAAGAGCCGAAGAGAGGGAGCCAGAGCCUUCUCGAAUGGCGAUACCCUCUCCUCCUCCGCCCUCGCACCCCGAUCCCUAACCCUAGAUCCCUCCCUCCCUCCACCCGCCGCUGCCUCAAUCUCCCAUUUCUCUAUCUCUGUUAAUAUGGAGCUGCCGGGGCCGGGGAGCAGCAGCAGCAGCAGCGCCAAGCUGGUGGCGGCGUGCGUCAUCGGCGGGAUCGUGCUCGGAGCCUCCGUCCUCGCGCUCCACCUCUCCAUUCCCACCCUUCCGCCCGUCGACGACCUCCGCCGCCGUCUGCGACGCCGCCGCCGACGCCCCGUGCGCGUCUAUAUGGAUGGCUGCUUCGACAUGAUGCACUACGGGCACUGCAACGCGCUGCGCCAGGCGCACGCGCUCGGGGACGAGCUCAUCGUCGGCGUGGUUAGCGACGACGAGAUCACCGCCAAUAAGGGCCCGCCGGUCACGCCCCUCCACGAGAGGUUGAUAAUGGUGCGUGCGGUAAAAUGGGUGCAUGAUGUCAUUCCAGAUGCACCUUAUGCCAUAACUGAAGAAUUCAUGAACAAGCUAUUCAAUGAGUAUAAUAUAGAUUACAUUAUCCAUGGCGAUGAUCCUUGUCUACUCCCAGAUGGUACCGAUGCAUAUGCCCUUGCCAAAAAGGCUGGACGAUAUAAGCAGAUUAAAAGAACCGAAGGAGUGUCAACGACAGACAUUGUUGGAAGAAUGCUUCUUUGCGUUAGAGAGCGAUCAGCUUCUGAUAGUCACAACCACUCUUCACUACAAAGGCAGUUCAGUCAUGGGCAUGGCCAGAAAAUUGAUGACAGUGGAUCUGGAAGUGGAACUAGGAUAUCUCAUUUUCUUCCUACAUCUCGGAGAAUAGUUCAGUUCUCAAAUAGCAAGGGUCCAGGUCCAGAUUCUCGGAUAGUUUACAUAGAUGGUGCAUUUGAUCUAUUCCAUGCUGGACAUGUCGAGAUUUUGCGACUCGCUCGAGAACUUGGAGAUUUCUUGCUCGUGGGUAUUCACACAGAUCAGACUAUCAGUUCAACAAGAGGGCCACAUCGCCCAAUCAUGAACCUCCAUGAGCGAAGUUUGAGUGUUUUGGCUUGCCGUUAUGUUGAUGAAGUGAUCAUUGGUGCUCCAUGGGAUGUUUCGAAAGAUAUGAUUACCACAUUUAAUAUUUCGUUGGUUGUUCAUGGAACAAUUGCUGAGAACAUGGACUUUAUGAAGGAUGAUUUAAAUCCAUAUGCUGUUCCAAGGGCUAUGGGCAUCUACCGCAGACUGGAGAGCCCUUUAGACAUCACUACUAGCACUCUCAUAAGGAGGAUAGUUGCUAACCAUGAAGCCUACCAGAAACGGAAUGAGAAGAAGGAAGCCAGUGAGAAGAAGUACUACGACAGUAAAAGCUUUGUCAAUGGGGAGUAGCUUAGGAACAUGCCUUGCGUUAAUGCUGUUGCCCAGAUGUUUAGAUCUUAACCUUCUGUCGCAAAUGCAGUGGGUAGAUGAUCCACAAUUUUCUAGUCUUGUGUUUACUGUUUUCAUGUUGCUGAUAUAGCUUAGGAAGCUUCAGAUGCAACCCUGAAACCCUGAUGAUGGUGCUGACUUGGGUGAUGCUGGAGACAGUAUUUCCAUGUAUAUGGGCCUUUGUGGCUGCCAAUACCGGCUGUUUUAUUUUGAGAUGGGUAGAUCUUUUUUCAGAAUUGAAGCUUGAUUAACUAUUCUGAUGCUUUAUUUC
Oryza brachyantha (malo sina) is the source of this 1753-nucleotide messenger RNA. Its product is annotated as ethanolamine-phosphate cytidylyltransferase-like. The transcript has 9 exons. Gene Ontology annotation, cellular component: cytoplasm. Gene Ontology annotation, biological process: phosphatidylethanolamine biosynthetic process. NCBI's taxonomy places the organism in Eukaryota, Viridiplantae, Streptophyta, Magnoliopsida, Poales, Poaceae. The record is from RefSeq and is a predicted model, not a curated record. The coding region runs from base 169 to 1443 and encodes 424 amino acids. Gene Ontology annotation, molecular function: ethanolamine-phosphate cytidylyltransferase activity.